AUGAUUAUCACGUAUUAUGGAUCACAUGUUCACGUUCCAACAAAUUUUAGUGGUAACGAAUUACAGGAUGCCCAAUGCCAAAAGUCACGCAACUCUACACCUAAAGAACUAUUGAAGAUUUACAAGAGUAACUGCCUCUCUAUCUCUACAUGGAUGCCAAAAGUGCUCUCAUUUCUGCUACAGAUGGGAUGGUCUCGGUUGGGUAAAUCUUGGCAACAAGUUGUGCAAAGCUUUCGUACUUGUCCAGAAACUCCUUCUGUCAAUUAUUCAAACAGCUUGCAAUCAGAUUCGGAAUACUAAAAAAAUUAUUGAAGUCUACUUGGUAUCUAUUCAUAAGCAUCACGAAAGAUCAGUGACUAUUACCAUACCAAUCUGUACACUUCCCGGGAAAACAAAGUUUACCAUCUUUUUACUCAAUAUCUUACGGAACAAUUUUUCAUAGCCUAAUUUACCCGAUUAAGUGUAUUAUUUUUAUCUGAAUUUUGUCCAAUACAAUUGAAUGAAAAAAUUGAUGAACACAUUUUUUAGUUAUUAAUUUUUGAAUUAUUUUAAUAAU
This is a messenger RNA of Ilex paraguariensis (yerba mate), 556 nucleotides long. The record is from the annotation of a GenBank genome assembly. Lineage: Eukaryota; Viridiplantae; Streptophyta; Magnoliopsida; Aquifoliales; Aquifoliaceae.